This is a messenger RNA of Hipposideros armiger (great roundleaf bat), 6866 nucleotides long. It is a transcript of the gene SLC60A2, whose product is annotated as solute carrier family 60 member 2. Lineage: Eukaryota; Metazoa; Chordata; Mammalia; Chiroptera; Hipposideridae. The record is from RefSeq and is a predicted model, not a curated record. Gene Ontology annotation, molecular function: D-glucose transmembrane transporter activity. Gene Ontology annotation, biological process: transmembrane transport.
GCCUGCAAUAACCUGGCGUCUUCCAAAGUUCGACUUCCCGGCCUUCACUAGGGGCCGCCCACGAGGAGGUGGCGCCAGCCGGGACGGCCAGGUCUGGAGGAGGCGCGGAGCCAGGACUUGGUUCGGAGCUUCGGAGGCUCCGCUGAGAAGCCGGGCGGCAGCAAGACCGCUUCUUCCGAGCCGCCGAGCUGGAGGUGGAAAUGGAACUCCGUGAGGCCGGGACUCCGGCUGCCGGUCAGGGGCUCCUCCAGGCCGAGUCCCCGGCAGAGAAUGAGCCGGAGGCGGUGGCGGUCUCCCGGCGGAGCGGCGAGGCUGGGAGUCUACUGCACUGGUUCAUCACCGUGAUCCUGUGUGCCUCCUUUCUGGGGCUGGGAUUGAGUGUCGCUAUACUGGGACCCACAUUUCAAGAUUUGGCAACGAAUGUGAACAGCAAUAUCAGCAGUCUUUCUCUGAUUUUUGUGGGCCGUGCCUUUGGAUAUUUGAGUGGCUCUGUGAUUGGUGGAAUUCUUUUUGACAUUAUGAACCAUUUUCUACUUUUGGGGGUGUCAUUGUUGGCUACCACAAUUGGUCUUUAUCUUGUUCCAUUUUGUAAGACAGCAGUGUUACUGACUGUCAUGAUGUCCAUCUUUGGUGUUUCAAUUGGCAUUAUGGAUACAGGUGGUAACGUCUUAAUCUUGGCUAUUUGGGGUGACAGAGGAGCCCCACAUAUGCAGGCCUUACACUUCAGUUUUGCCCUGGGUGCCUUUUUGGCUCCACUGCUGGCUAAAUUGGCAUUGGGCACAACGGUGUCUGCUGAAAACCACACACGGGCUGACUUGAACCAUUCUGUCAUCAACCAGUCAUCUGAAGCUGACUCAGAAUCUCUGUUUGGAGUACCUGACAAUAUGAAUUUACUGUGGGCUUAUUGUAUUAUCGGUACUUAUAUUUUUGUAGUUUCUGUCUGUCUUUUUGCUCUGUUUUUAAACAAAAGCUCAAGGCAGGAAAAAGAAAAAGCAUCUGCUCAGAGGUUUCGAAGAGCUAAAUAUCACAAUGCCCUUCUUUGUCUCCUUUUUCUGUUCUUCUUUUUUUAUGUUGGAGCUGAGGUAACCUAUGGCUCUUACGUUUUCUCAUUUGCAACCACCCAUGCCGGCAUGACCGAAAGUGAAGCAGCUGGGUUGAACUCCAUCUUCUGGGGGACCUUUGCAGCCCUCAGAGGCCUGGCAAUCUUUUUUGCUACAUGUUUACAACCUGGAACCCUGAUUGUGUUGAGCAACAUUGGCAGCCUGGCGUCAUCUUUAUUUCUGGUGCUUUUUAACAAGAACCCAACUUGUCUGUGGAUAGCAACUUCAGUGUAUGGGGCCUCAAUGGCAACCACGUUUCCCAGUGGUAUUUCUUGGAUUGAGCAGUACACAACCAUUCAUGGGAAAGCCGCAGCAUUUUUUGUAGUUGGCGCUGCCCUGGGAGAAAUGGCUAUUCCUGCAAUAAUUGGAAUUCUUCAAGGAAAAUAUCCUGAUUUACCUGUGGUUUUGUACACCUCUUUGGGGGCAGCAGUAGCCACUGCUGUUUUAUUUCCUGUGAUGUAUAAAUUAGCCACCUCACCUCUUCGUCGUCAGCAAAAAGAACACAGAAAAAGUGAGGACCAGAAAGCUUUGCUCUCUAGCUCUGGGCUAAAUGACUAUUAGGAAGGGAAUGAAGAAGAAGAUGCAGAAAAAUGGAAUGAAAUGGAUUUCGAAGUGAUUGAGAUGAAUGAUAUAAUGAGGAAUUCUGUAAUAGAGACAUCUAGAAAUAUUUUGAUGGAGCCCACAGCAGAAGUCUCCAACCAAUUCCACUCAAAUGCAUUAGUGUUUGAGUCCUCGGUUAAUACUGGCAAGUCCCCUGUGAAUCACCUUGUGGAAACCAGGACAAAAGGGACUAACAGAGAAGAUGGAUUAUUUACUGACUUCCUUGAAAUAAUUGCCAGCUCUAAAGAGGCCAGUCAGAGGGGAGCAUUAGCAGAUUUUCAGCAUGCUUUGGAGAUCAAAAUUUCUAGGUCAGAGUAUAGCAAAUGCUAAAAAGUUUUGAAAUGUUUUGUAAUUCUCAGAGUCUUGCAUAAAGAACCAGUGGUCUCAUACAGCAGGAUCUGGUUGUGAGGCUAGUGUUGGGCAUGUGGCUGAUUAGGUAACGUUUUAUGGCCUUCACCUGUCAGCAUGCAAAGAAAGCAUUUGUUUUUGAGGAGCUGGGUACUGUCUCAAGCCAGUUCUUAACAAUCGCGCCACUCGGCCGGCCCUGGGUACUGUCUUAACAGAAUGAAACCAUCUAGUUGAAUCCAUUAGCUGAACAACCAACCAGUCAUCAGUAUUCUACCAAGGAAGCUGAUGAGAGUCAUUUCAUAAAAGAGCAUCUUUGAAAAUAGACAGAUUUUUAUUAAUUGCUUUACCCUGUGUGUAGCAUUGGUCCAAAGAACGCUAAUGCCUCAUUUGAUUUCUGAUUUUUGUGAAGAGGACACAGCAGGGCCCUAGAGACCUGGCUCACACCUUGGUUGAUGCCACUAGCCUUCUGGCCCUGCACGUAGUCACUUAACUUACACAGCUCUCGUUUAUCUCACCUCCUGACCUGUGAUGCAAUAAGUGAAAAUGAGAUGAUUUUCAAACUAGGAAUCCAUAAGUUUUAAAGUUUGUGUAAGAUGUCUGCUAGAAAUUAGUAUGUCACCCCAUUCUUCAUAUCAAAUGAGAAAUGAAACAAUUCAUAGCUUUAAGAAUGUGCUACUGAUUUUGAAUACAUGUCAAUUUAAGAGACUUGAUGUUUAAUACUUUAUUUGAAUAAUUACCUGAAGAAUACAUUUUAGUACUGUAUUUUAUUGAUUCUAAGAUGCACCUUUUCUCAUAUUUUUAACAUUUCUGAAAUCAGGAUAUGUCUUAAAAAUCAAUCAUUUAACAUUGUGACAAAAUUUAAUUGACAGUUUUUUCCAUAUACAUAUGUAAUGUUGCAUUUUUACAAUCAGUAUCUUAGAUUUAGUGAAAUACAGUAAUUCAUUCAAUUAUGGAGAUUAUUUUUACAGAUAUUUUAAAAAGGAAAAGUUAUUUUUAUGUGCUAACUUUCUCUGUGUUCACCUGGGAUUUGGAGAUGCUAUGUCCCGACUUCAAAAGCUGUUUUCGAGUUACUCCAUAGGCACUAGGGCUGUGGAUGAGGUUUCCUGAGGUCCUCUGCUUGCCUCAGUAACAGAGCCUGGGUCUGAGCCUUGCUCUCCCAGGAUUUGCUCCUCACUGAGUCUGGUUGUUAAUCACACUUUAAGCACUGUAAACCAGAUUGCUAGUUUCACUUACAAGGAGGCAUAGUCUUUUUUCCAGGGACUGGAAUACUCGUAUCACCCAUCCAGGGCUCCUUCCUGAGCUUGAAAUACCUGGGAAACCAAAGUAAUGAUUAGAAAGUGGCUUGGUGGCCUAGGAGUCAGGGAUUGUAAAGGGCACUUCAUCUGAGCAUGGCAAGGCUGGUGUGUGCUAUCCUCUGAUAAAUGACUAGCACUGAUGACAGGUUUUCUCUACUUUUCUUGACCAGGUUUGAUGCUGAAUAACAUCUAAUUUCUACCUGAUUGCAUGUCUGCUUUCUCUUAUCUAAUUUCUAGAAAUUUGCCUUUGUUUUUUCUUAAGCGAGAUACAGCAUCUUUCUUGACCACUGCCUGUUCACCUUAUAUACCUGCCACAAUAUUGGUUCAUAUUAAUAAUCUAACAGUUUUGGGCAGGGCUGGUGGAGAAAUUAACAGGAAGAAGCCUAUUCUUCUUGCUCCUUUUAUACUGUAUUUUUCUGUUGGCCAGAACUUGGAGAUUACCUCUACUUUUAUUUAUUACUUUCCUCAGGUUGUUGGAAUUGAGGCAGUAGCAGUAUUUGGCAGCUGGGAGGCUUGCUAGAACAGGGAUUCUCCCUGUAGCAUCUACAUGUAGGGGUAGAAGAUGCAGCUCAGGGAGAGAAGGCUGGUAAUAAGAACAUAACAGAAUUUGGAAAUCUACACUGGAAAAUCCACUUGCGUUCUGCACACCAAAAUAUGAAUGGCCAUAUGAGAUUAUAGGCAUUGUUCAGGUUUGAUCAUGUAUUUCCAUAUUGGAAGGAUAAGACUUAGUACAAUUCCAAGAAUUAGCAUUCAUCCUAAUAAUCAGUUCUUAAGUGUCUGCUGCUAUACAAGUAACCAAUACAGAAGUUUUCUUAUUACUGUGUAACAAAUGAUUACAAAUUUAGCAGCGUAAAAUAACAGACUUUUAUUUCACAGCUUCCUUGGGUCAGGAAUCUGGGCACAACUUCGCUGGGUCUCUGCUCAGGGGCUCACAGGGCUGCAGUCAAGCUGUUGGGGAGACCUGUGCUCCUUUCUGGAGCUUGGGGCUCGCUUCUAGCCCCAAUACUGUCAGUGGUUGUUACAGUAUUCAGUUCCUUGCUGUGCUAGACUGAGGUCCCCACGUUUUGCUGGCUGUCACCUGGCACCAGUCUCAAUUCCUAGGACCUCCCACAGUUCCUUGCCAUGUGGCCCUCUCAUAGACCCUCUCACACCUGGCAGCUUAACUCUUCAGAGCUGGCAGGAAAAUCUUGCCUGAGUCUGGUAAGCUAGAGGCUAUAUACACAAUGUAAACACAGGAGCGGCAUUUACCGUUGCCAUAUUCUGUUAGCUGGAAAAAAGUCACCGGUUCUGCCCACACUCAAGGGGAGAGGCCAAUGCAGAGAUGUGAUUCAUUGGGGUGUCUUAGGGUGUCUCCUACACUCAGGGACCUGCAAAAUCAAGGUUCAAGAGAGCUAAAAAGUUUGAGCUGGGGGGAAAAGCCCUUCAGCAGUCACUGACAGUGGUUAUAGGCACAGCCCAUUGAGUGUACUUGUGUGGGAUGGAAGGCUCCCCGUAGGCCAGGCCAACAAACCUGAAAGGGGAGAAUCUUCUUUAUGUGUGGGUUCCCUCAGAGUUACACUAUUUUUUUCUUGACAUUUUGUUUUACAACUGUGCUUUUAACCUGUGCAAAUGCAGCUGAAUAUGAAGCAAACAGAUAAAUUUCAAUGUAAAUGCAUUUUCAUAGUAAAGUGCAAAAACACUUUGAGAGCAUUUUUCAGUUACUCUGUUGUUUUUUAAAGAAAAAUCUGUUUUAAAAAUCAGUUUUUAUUUUAAUGAAGGUGUUUAAAAAAGGUCAUGGUAGAGUGGUAGAAGAUUAGGGAAGUACAUAAAAAUAUAAGGAACAAGUAUAAGUAAUUCAUAAUCCUAAACACCCAGAAAAGUUCUUAGAUUUCUCUUCAUUUUAAUUUCCUAAGUAAAGGGUAAAGGGGUAAAAAAAAUUUCCUCCUACCAGAUGAAGUAUCAGAAACAACUUGCAUUUUGUGUCUAGGGUACAUUAACACUAUACUUGCUGGACAGGUUAUUAGUUUAGUUUGAACUAUAGUUUCUUUUUUAGAAAAUGUAAUUGGGAGAUGUCCAGUGUAGUAACACAGUCCUGAAAAACGUGUGAGACCCAGAUUACAUGUAAAAUGAUUUCUUUUUCAGGUAGAUUCAUUGUGUAAUCAGGAUUGCUUUCUCAUAACCAGAACUUUGGGUUUACCAUAGCAGUGUUAUCACUCAAUCUUGCCACUUAAUAGUUAUUAGUAAAAUAGAGCUUAAAAUUCCUAAUGAAAGUAGACAUAUUCUUCUGGGCUGCCCUCUGUCUAUGUUUAAUGCCACUUGUUUUGUUCAUAGUGUUAUGAGCAUGUGUGUAUGUGCACAUGUGAACCCAUAGAUGUUAUGUGUGUUGGAUAUUUUCUGAUUCUGUGGGGGUGCAGUGGGGUUAGAGGUGGUAGGGAAGGGAUUAAAAAAAGUUUAAGUAUGAUUCAAAGUUUGUGAGAAAUGUUCCUUUAUUGAGAUGGUUGUAGGUUUACAUGCAGUUGUGUAGUAUUUUACUAAAAUUCGCUAAGCGAGGGGUACUUGCUCAGUAGGGUAAGAGCUAGAUGGUGCUUCUCAUGCUUUAAUGUGCAUUAGAACUGCUUGUUAACAUGGAUUCUAAUUCAGUAGGACGGGGGUAGAGGCUGAGUUCUGCAUUUCUAGAGCUCCUAGGUAAUGGGGUGCUGCUGGCCCAUGGACUGACCACACUUUGGGUAGUAAGGUCCACUGUUGGGGAGUGUUGAAUUCUUUAGUACUUUUGGGAAUUUGGUUGGUUUUAUUUUAACGUUUCUAUUAUAAACCUGACCCAAAUCUUUGGGAAUCCGAAGCAACUGUGCACCCACUCCUCUCACUCACACGCCAGGACUCUAUUCUGCGUUCUCUUCAGUCCUCUCCAUUUAGCAUGUUGGCUGUUAAAUAUUUAUUUCACAUUUGUUGAUUGUUUCCUGUCUUGCAGUUUCUGUGGGAGGUGCUAGGUGGACACUGGUGAAAAGAUCAGGAGGUUCCUGCCUUCAUGGGACUUACCCUCCAGCAUGUUCCAGAACUGUGCAGUGGAACGUCCCAUGAUGAUGGAAAUGCUCUCUCUCUGCAUUGCCCAGUAGCCACUGGCCACAUCUGGUGAAUUGAGCCCUUAAAAUGGGGCUAAUAUGACAAAGAAAAUGAAUAUUUGAAUAUAAAUUUAUCUACGUAUGGCUGUUGGCUGCCAUAUUGAAUAGCACUUGUCUAGUGGGAGAAACAAGAUGGUAAACAAUCACAUAAGAUGUUUCCAGGGAGGCUUUAUUUCCUGUUGUGCUGGAAAUUAAUACCUAUCUGGAGUCAGAAAGGUGGUGAUAGAUACCUUGUCAAAUAGCUCAAUAUAAAUUAUCAUGGCACUUAAGAAAUGCCUGGUGUUAUGGGUUGUGAUGGUAGACUGUGGUGUUUAGUGAUCUAAAAGCAAAAGUUUUGGCCUGCCUUGUGUGUAAAGGAAGCAAACGGAGGCUGGUGACUUUGGCUGUCAGGGAUUUGAGCCCUUUCCCUUAAUGCUCUUUGGCCA